CUCAGUCUACGCAUCAACAGCACCAGCAUGUCCGGACGCGGCAAAGGCGGCAAGGCGAAGGGCAAGAGCAAGACGCGUUCCAGCCGCGCGGGUCUCCAGUUCCCCGUGGGCCGUAUCCACCGUCUCCUGCGCAAGGGAAACUACGCCGAGCGCGUCGAAGCGGGCGCUCCCGUCUACCUCGCGGCCGUCCUCGAGUACCUGGCUGACGAAGUGCUCGAGCUCGCUGGGAACGCGGCUUGUGAGAACAAGAAGACCAGGAUCAUCCCCCGCCACCUGCAGAUCGCCAUCCGCAACGACGAGGAGCUUAAUAAGCUUCUCUCCGGCGUGACGAUCGCGCAGGGCGGCGUCUUGCCCAACAUCCAAGCUGUGCUUCUCCCAAAGAAGACCGAGAAGAAGGCGUAA
Messenger RNA from Dermacentor andersoni, 402 nucleotides. NCBI's taxonomy places the organism in Eukaryota, Metazoa, Arthropoda, Arachnida, Ixodida, Ixodidae. The record is from RefSeq and is a predicted model, not a curated record.